AUGCUGGAAGCAAGAUCACCAUACCAACCAGACAGUCUCUGGUAUUAUGCGCCAAAUAAAGGCGCCCCCAUUGCCUUUGCAAUUCUCUUUGCCACAUCUGGUUUCAUGCACUUUUAUCAAUGCCACAAAUACAAAUCAUGGAAAGUGACUGGCCUUUUGCCAUGGUCUGCUCUUCUCUUCACGGCUGGAUUUGUGAUGCGCACCAUUGGGGCUUUUGGACAAUGGGGCAACUUGGCUGUUUAUAUCUCGAGCACUGUUCUCCUGCUAGCUGGACCUCCCGUCUAUGAAGGUGCCAACUUCUUCACUCUCGGUCGUAUCCUCUACUACAUCCCCUAUCACUCGCCCAUCCAUCCAGGACGAGUAUUCACAACCUUCAUCGCCCUAGGCGUCGUCAUCGAAGUCAUCACUGCCAACGGGGCUGCGCUGGUAGCCAACACAAGCAACCCACAGAGCAGCCAAGACACAGGCAAAGCGCUGCUAAAAGCUGCCCUGAUCCUGCAGAUUGCGCUGAUGGUGGGAUUUGUCGCAUUGGCAUCCAAGUUCUACUACAACUGCUCUCGAGGAGGUGUGCUGAACCACAAGGUCAAACGGGCUUUGUAUGUGCUCUACUGCAGCUGCACUCUCAUCACCAUUCGCACAAUCUAUCGGACGGUGGAGUACUUUACCGCGGCCAGUCUGAAUGCCAGCAAUGUCAAAGACAUCAGUCCUAUUCUGAAAGACGAAUGGUUCUUUUGGGUCUUUGAGACGGCUGUCAUGUUCAGCAAUACUGUCCUGCUCAAUGUGCUCCAUCCCAUGCAGUGUCUUCCUCGCUCCAACAAGAUCUAUCUUGCGACAGAUGGCGUGACGGAAAUUGAGGGACCUGGCUAUGAGGACAAGCGGCCUUUCAUCCUGACUCUCUUUGACCCUUUUGAUUUGACAGGUCUUAUUUUUGGGCGAGAAAAGCAGCGGAAGUUUUGGGAGGAUGAUGCUCAUAAUGCGGCAUCUACAGCUGCAUUGUAG
Messenger RNA from Aspergillus wentii DTO 134E9, 999 nucleotides. Its product is annotated as putative RTA1 domain protein. NCBI's taxonomy places the organism in Eukaryota, Fungi, Ascomycota, Eurotiomycetes, Eurotiales, Aspergillaceae. The record is from RefSeq and is a predicted model, not a curated record. Gene Ontology annotation, cellular component: membrane. The transcript has 4 exons. Bases 1 to 999 code for a protein of 332 amino acids.